Molecule: messenger RNA, 1641 nt
Organism: Zygotorulaspora mrakii
Lineage: Eukaryota; Fungi; Ascomycota; Saccharomycetes; Saccharomycetales; Saccharomycetaceae
Gene: HRD1
Product: E3 ubiquitin-protein ligase HRD1
Exons: 1
Coding region: 1-1641 (546 amino acids)
Cellular component (GO): cytoplasm
Source: RefSeq, a predicted model, not a curated record
AUGGAGGUCUCUCAGGCUAGGAAAAGGCAAGUGAUCGUGUUCACGAUUGUUAUCUAUGCGUUAGCUUUUUACUCUGUAUAUGAUGCCACGGUGACAAGUAUUUCGUUUCUCCAAACUAUUCUGAAAUUGACCGAAGGAUUCAAUUUUAUCAUUAUAUGCGCAUUCAUGCUAUUGAAUUCUGCAUUGUUAUGGAGGCUAUCUACGCUAUUGCUGUUCGGUAACCUUCGACUCAUUGAAUAUGAGCACAUACUGGAGAGAUUACCAUUUACUCUGAUAAAUACAAUUUUGAUGACCUCGAUGUUUAAAGAACAGGAUUUCUCUACUGUCAUGCUGUUUGGAUUUCUAUUGAUAUACGUAAAGGUGUUUCAUUGGAUUUUGAGAGACAGGUUGGAUGGGCUGUUACAGAAUAUGCAAGAGACUACAAGGAUUUAUAAGCUAAUACUUUCAAGAUUUACCUUAAACAUGGUAAUUUUAUUUAUUAUUGACUUACAAAUGGUAUGUUACUGCAUCAAUACAUCAUUAUUGAGCAAUUUUUCCUCCUCAACUUCAGUUGUGUUGAUGAUUGGAAUGGAAUUUUCAAUGCUAUUAAUUGAUCUGUCGAACAUGUUGUUGCAUUCUUCUUUAAAUUUGUAUGAGUUUUAUCGAUCGCAACAAAGUGAUAAUAUUGUCAAUUUGGAAUCAAGUUCUGACGGCGAAGAUGAGGCUGAUAAUGAAGACGAAGAUGAAAACCAGUUCACUGGCUUGGAGGGCAAAUUUCUCUACGAAAGAAUUAUUGAUAUUUUCACUAGAUUUUUAAAGACGAUCGUGCAUUGCUUAAUGUUGAUACCUCUGAAGAUUCCAGUCAUGUUGAUGAAAGACAUUGUUUGGGAUCUCAUAACUCUUUAUCAAAACAUCACUAUGGUUUGGAAGACAUGGAGAAAUAAUAGACAAUUGGAUGACAAACUGCCAACCGUAUCGGAGGAAAGCUUAAAGGCUAUGGGAGUUGAUAAUAUUUGUAUAAUAUGCAUGGAUGAACUCAUCCCUGAACAAAGAUCACAUCGUCGAAUUUCGAAAAAAUAUACACCGAAGAGAUUGCCUUGUGGUCAUGUUUUACACCUUUGCUGUUUGAAAAAUUGGAUGGAAAGAUCUCAAACUUGUCCGAUUUGUAGACUUCCUGUAUUUGAUGAAAGUGGGAAUGUUUUACCUUCUCAUAUCUCCUCGCCAACAUCAGCUUCCUCAGUUCCAACAGAUAGCAAUACAGAUGUACCCAUGGAACAGAUGCCACAGCCAACAACAAGUACUGGGUUGGGCGAAGAUAAUGGAGAAAUAGAAGAAGUGUGUGUGUCACAGGAAAGAAAAAGUCAUACUGCACGCAAUACCUGGUAUCCUUUCUCAAUUGAAGGAUCUAGUGAGAAUUCCAUAAGUUUUACUUUAAAUGAUAUCAAGAAAAGCAGGGAAGUACCUGUUAAACUUAUGAUCGACAGGAGCUUACAAAACAAUUCAAAUGAGGUGGACAAUGAUACCAAAUCGGAACUGAUAAAGAGAGUUGUUAUACCUGAUGAAUACAUAUUUCACAAUUCAAAUAUCGACUCCCUGAAAAGGCGAAUAUCAGAACUAGAAAGUCAGGUACAGGAUUUGAAUAAAAGAAUAAGAAAGGAUUGA